This is a messenger RNA of Serpula lacrymans var. lacrymans S7.9, 989 nucleotides long. RefSeq lists its product as uncharacterized. The annotation marks the transcript as partial. Lineage: Eukaryota; Fungi; Basidiomycota; Agaricomycetes; Boletales; Serpulaceae. The transcript is spliced from 2 exons. The record is from RefSeq and is a predicted model, not a curated record.
CUGUUUUCCAUGUUAGGUCUGAAGGGCCAAUGCAACCAUGGGUUCUAAGGGAGCAAGAACGACGAAUGCAGCAAAAAGAGCGGGAUUUUUAUGGAGAUGGCUAUUCCAACAUCUAUUACGAUGAUCUUGGAGAAAGUGGUUAUGUGUAUGAUUCUUACCAUGAAGAUACGAGCGGCUCGGAUGGUAGCCUGACAGAAGAGGUACACUCGAGUGAGAGCGCAAGUGAGGAAGGCUUGAGUGAAGACGAGGACGGCAUAAAUGAUGACGAAAACAGCGAAAUACUACCCUUAUCGGAGAAUGCACAUCCCUUAUAUUCUCAGUCUACGAUACCACUCCUCUCUAUUCCUGCUGUCACCACCAGCUUGCAGCAUACUGCUGCCAAACCCUCCCCAACCACAUCUUCCUCAGGACCAUCACUACAACCCGAAUCGGCUACCGAGGAACACGACAAUCGCAAUACAAUAGCAGCCUUGGAGGCUUCUCUAACUACCUCACGCACUGCUAUUGAACGUUUUUACCUUCCUCUCAAGCACCGCCCACAGGGCAAAUCCAAGACACUCGGCGUGAAGUCCAAUCAAUAUGCCAGCUUCUCUCGCCAUUCGUUCGAUGUCGAUCCACUUCUACUAAUACGACCCCCGCCACCAAUCACUGCUCUCGACGACCCCAGCUUUGGUCCGGCCCAACCCAACCCAAUUCGCGGCCCGGGACGAAUGGAGCAUGCGACGUUGAAGCAAGAUGGAGGCGAAAAUGCAAAGCGACUUUUCGAUAUGGUCGCUAGCAAACGAAGGCGGACCAGUACCAAUGUCGGUCAGUCUCUCGAGAGCCCACAGAAUGGCUCAAGGCUCCCGUCUGGGUUCUCCGCAUCUUCGAAAGCGCGUAACCCAUUUUCGGUGAAGAAUAAACCCCAAACAACAGGUAGCAUAAGCUCCCCGGCACCUUCGAGUGCCUCACGAUUUCAAGAGGAGAAACUUCUCAUCCCAGAAAGGCAG